Molecule: messenger RNA, 1672 nt
Organism: Copidosoma floridanum
Lineage: Eukaryota; Metazoa; Arthropoda; Insecta; Hymenoptera; Encyrtidae
Gene: RtcB
Product: RtcB RNA ligase
Biological process (GO): tRNA splicing, via endonucleolytic cleavage and ligation
Cellular component (GO): nucleus; tRNA-splicing ligase complex
Molecular function (GO): RNA ligase (ATP) activity; RNA ligase (GTP) activity
Source: RefSeq, a predicted model, not a curated record
UUACAACGUCGUUGAUCAUUCGUUUACCUGAAUAACAUAACAAAUAGUACAGAUAAGUUGUAAAAAUGGUUGUCCGUCAAUAUAAUGAGGAGCUCAAGUACUUAGAGAAAAUAAAUGAUUAUUGUUGGAAAAUCAAAAAGGGUUUUCAACCCAACAUGAAGGUUGAAGGUGUGUUUUAUGUCAACAACACGCUUGAAAAGUUGAUGUUGGAUGAGUUGAAAAAUGCUUGCAGACCUGGUGCCAUUGGAGGCUUCUUGCCUGGGGUUAAACAAAUUGCUAAUGUUGCUGCACUACCUGGUAUUGUGGGCAGGUCAGUCGGCCUGCCUGAUAUUCACUCUGGUUAUGGAUUUGCCAUUGGUAACAUGGCAGCUUUUGACAUGAAUGACCCAAAGUCCAUUGUAUCACCUGGUGGAGUAGGUUUUGAUAUUAAUUGUGGAGUUAGGCUGUUAAGGACAAAUCUGUUUGAAAGAGAUGUGUUGCCAGUUAAGGAACAACUAGCUCAGAGUAUGUUUGACCAUAUACCUGUAGGAGUUGGCUCUAAAGGUAUUAUCCCGAUGAAUGCUAGAGACCUGGAAGAAGCAUUGGAAAUGGGUAUGGACUGGUCCCUCAGAGAAGGAUACAUCUGGGCUGAAGAUAAAGAACAUUGUGAGGAGUAUGGUAGAAUGUUGAAUGCCGAUCCAUCUAAAGUCUCUACAAGAGCUAAGAAACGAGGUCUUCCCCAGUUAGGUACCUUGGGAGCAGGGAACCAUUAUGCUGAAAUCCAAGUUGUAGAUGAAAUUUUCAAUAAAUCAGCAGCUAGUAAAAUGGGUAUUGAAGAAAAAGGACAAAUUUGUGUGAUGAUUCAUUCCGGAAGUCGCGGUUUUGGGCAUCAAGUAGCAACUGAUGCUUUAGUUCAGAUGGAAAAAGCUAUGAAAAGAGAUAACAUCGAAACAAAUGAUCGGCAAUUAGCUUGUGCUCAUAUUAACUCACAAGAAGGCCAAGAUUAUUUAAAAGCCAUGUCAGCAGCUGCUAACUUUGCUUGGGUAAACAGAAGUUCCAUGACUUUCUUGAGUAGGCAGGCAUUUGCUAAACAAUUCCGUAUGUCACCGGAUGACUUGGAUAUGCACGUUAUUUACGAUGUGUCUCAUAACGUAGCUAAAAUAGAAGAACAUAUGGUUGAUGGAAAGCAAAAGACUCUUUUGGUUCACAGGAAAGGAUCUACCAGAGCUUUUCCUCCUCACCACCCAUUGAUUCCAGUCGACUACCAAUUGACAGGUCAACCAGUUUUAAUUGGAGGUACUAUGGGUACAUGUAGCUAUGUACUUACAGGUACUGAACAAGGAAUGAAAGAAACUUUUGGCUCAACGUGUCAUGGAGCUGGCCGUGCACUAUCUCGUGCAAAAUCAAGAAGAAACUUGGAUUAUCAAGCUGUCUUGAAUAAAUUAGAGGACAUGGGUAUAUCCAUUCGUGUAGCUUCUCCAAAACUAGUCAUGGAGGAAGCCCCAGAGUCGUACAAAAAUGUAACUGAUGUUGUAAAUACGUGUCAUGCAGCAGGAAUUUCUCAAAAGUGUAUUAAACUUCGACCUAUAGCCGUUAUUAAGGGCUGAAGAAACAAGUGUUUGAAAUACAAUUUUUGUAAAGCUUUUUUAAGAAUACAAACACAACACUCAGCAAUCUGAGAAUAAUUUUUUUA